GACGCCAUGUGCAUAACUCGGCACUAGUCCCUCAAAAAGAAAAGAAAAAGGGGGCAAGCUAGUCCUCCUCUUGAUGGACUGCCGCUCCGCCCCCGGGUGCCCGCGAGCGCGCACCGCCGCAACCCUAAUGCCCCCCCGCCUUCUUCCCCUGCUGCUCCUGGCCGCCGCCGUCGCCGCCGCCGCUGGACACGGGGACUCCUCGGCGUCCUCCUGCCCGUUCCACGGCGGCCACGACGAGGAGCCCCACCAUGACCAUGACCACGGGCACAGCUGCGGCGGCGGUGAUACCCACCACCACCACCACCGCGACGAGAUCCAGCGGCUGCUCCCGGAGGAGCUGGCCGAGGAGGCGGAUCUCGAGCUCGACGCCUUGGGCCACGACCACCAUCACCACCACGGUCAUCACCAUGACCACAGCCACGGCGACUUUCAGCCCGAGAUGUCUCCCAUGGGGGUGUGGUUGAGCGCGAUGGGGUGCUCGUUGCUGGUCAGCAUGGCGUCGCUUGUCUGCCUCGUUCUCCUCCCAGUAAUCUUCUUUAAGGGGAAACCAUCCAAGGCCAUGGUGGAUGCACUUGCGGUAUUUGGGGCUGGAGCAAUGCUUGGAGAUUCAUUCUUUCAUCAACUUCCCCAUGCUUUUGGUGGAGGGCAUUCUCAUUCACAUGAUCAUGAAGAUCAUAGUCAUGCUCAUGAGCAUUCACAUGCACACUCUCUGGAAGACCUCUCCGUUGGCAUGUCUAUUUUAUUUGGUAUUGUAUUGUUCUUUAUUGUGGAGAAGAUUGUGAGGUAUGUUGAAGACAAUUCUCAAAAGGGAGCUCAUAGCUUCGGUCAUGGGCACCAUCAUCACCAUCAUAAUCGACAAGACAUCAGUGAUAAGGCAAAGUUGGAUGACACAGAAAGUGAUCAUGAGGGUAAAGACACAGAUCCUACAGAAAAAGAUUCUUUGCAUGAUGAUUCAAUUGGAAAAUUAGAUGAGAGAAGUAAUAAAGAGUCUAAUGCUACUAUACGUAAGAGGAGCUCUUCCAGUUCCAGUGCCUCUGAUAAAGAGCCUAGCAAAUCUGAAACUGAUCCUGCUCCCAGCAAAGCAUUAGCGAGUGAAGAUUCCCCUGUUUCAAACUCAAACUUGGUGUUUGGCUACCUCAAUCUUUUCUCUGAUGGUGUUCAUAACUUCACUGACGGGAUGGCUCUUGGAAGUGCUUUUCUGCUACAUGGUUCUGCUGGAGGAUGGUCUAGAACUUUAUUUCUGCUCGCACAUGAACUUCCUCAAGAGGUUGGGGAUUUUGGGAUCCUGGUUCGCUCAGGCUUCACCGUAUCUAAAGCCCUAUUUUUCAAUUUUCUCUCUGCGUUGGUUGCUCUUGCUGGAACAGCACUGGCACUGUCUUUGGGAAAAGAUCCAGGACAUUCCUCUUUGAUUGAGGGAUUUACUGCUGGUGGUUUUAUUUAUAUUGCUGUUGCUGGGGUCCUCCCACAGAUGAACGAUCAGAAAACUACACUAAGCAACUCAUUGACUCAGUUGAUUUUCCUGACAAUGGGAAUGCUGGUUGCUCUCGGCAUAUCUCUAGUAGAAUGAUCUGAAUCUCCAUUUCGUUGUAGCUUUAGCUUUAAGCGGCACUUCCACAAGUAUGCUGAAUUUUGAACUGCUCCAGCCUGGAAGAUGGCUUCUCUUGAUAUUUUGGCUGAAAAUGUAGCAGUAUUGCUUGUCAACUAAUUGGUCUACAUCAAUAUAUCCGAGAUGCACUGUACUCAACCUUGAACCUUUAUGAAAUGAAGGUUUACAUCACUAUCCCUUUUUUGAAA
Molecule: messenger RNA, 1794 nt
Organism: Brachypodium distachyon (stiff brome)
Lineage: Eukaryota; Viridiplantae; Streptophyta; Magnoliopsida; Poales; Poaceae
Product: IAA-alanine resistance protein 1
Exons: 11
Coding region: 74-1567 (497 amino acids)
Biological process (GO): zinc ion transmembrane transport; intracellular zinc ion homeostasis
Cellular component (GO): membrane
Molecular function (GO): zinc ion transmembrane transporter activity
Source: RefSeq, a predicted model, not a curated record